AUGUAUCAUCUUUUGUUCUUGCAAUAUGUUGUUUUAAAUGCUCUAUUUCUUUCUAAAACAACGAAAGCAUUAAACUUCACCGCACAAUGUUGGAAUCCGAUAGAAAUCCAAUUGACCGCACAAUAUAAUUAUUCAAAUCCUUAUAUUGAUGUUGACGAUUUCAAUGCAAGUUUCAUAUCACCAACUGGAGAGACAAUGACGAUGUCUGGAUUUUGGGAUGGUGGACAAAUAUGGAAAAUUCGUUUCGCGCCAACAGUAAUUGGUCUUUGGCGUUAUCAAACACACGCUACUGAUGUUGGUCUCAAUAACCAGACUGGUUUUAUUCUAUGUCAUUCGUAUACAGGAUCAUUACCUAUCUAUACACAUGGAUUUAUAAAACCCAGUGCAAACAAUCGAUAUCUAACGUAUGCUGACGACAAACCUUUCUAUUGGCUAGGAGACACACAUUGGUCAGGUUUUAAUAUUGCAGAACGGUAUAAUCAGUCAAAUGAUGCACGAUUCAGUUCUAUGUUUAAAGGUUUAGUUGAUCGUCGAUGUGAACAAGGUUUUACCGUGUGGAAAGGAGAAACAUUUGCAAAUAAUGCUGAACAGGGCAAUCCUCCAUCGAAUGAAGGUGGACCGGCUUGGGGAAAAGGUGGCUUCUUCAUUGAUUUGAAUAUAGGUUUUUGGCGAAAUAUCGAUUAUCGCAUACAAUAUUUAGCAUCGAAAGGCAUGGUUAUCUCCAUUGCUCAAGGUAUCGGUCGAAGUAUGAAAAAUGCUUCUGUCGAAUCUGAUCAUAAACGUUUAGCACGUUACAUACUGGCACGGUACGGUGCUUAUCCAACCGUCUGGGUAACUGCUCAGGAAUAUAAUGAUGCAUACUCCGGAGCAUGCGGCCCAUGUUGGGCACGUGUUGCUGCUUAUGUCUUCGAUCUUGAUCCAUAUAAACGUGCCAACAGUAUGCAUAAUGCUGCAACGAACCCAAUCGCAUAUCAUGAUCAAUCAUGGUACGGCUUUGUCACUCUACAACAGGCUCACAAUCGAGUCAAUUCGGUUGACUAUUGGCUUGCACAAUAUGAUGCUACUCCGGCAAAGCCGAUUCUUGAAGAUGAAGCAAACUAUGAAGAUAUCAUACCACCCUAUGGAGGUGGAACAAUAACACCAAAGUGGAAAACUCGACAAAGUGCAUGGCAAUCACAAAUUGCCGGAACAUUUGGAUUUACUUAUGGAGCACAAGGGAUAUGGUGGGGCUGUUAUACAGUACAAGAUUCAAACUUUAAUUGUGGUACGGGUAGUGAUGCACGAGCUUGGAAUAUGGCGAUAGAUUUUCCCGUUGGCGAACAAAUGUCCUUCAUGGCGCAGUUUUGGACAUCAAUCGAUUGGUGGACCUUAAGUCCUGAUAACAAUAGUAUUGUUUGGUCUAAUGCUCCUACUGAUACCCAACGACCAUAUCAGAAAUCAGAUGGAGAUAAUCGUGCUUUAGUAGUUGCUUAUUUACCUUUGCAGUUGAAUGGAACUGUGUAUAAUGGAACAGUGACGAACUUAUCACCAACAGACAUAUACAUGUCACGUUGGUUCAAUCCACGCAAUGGAGCUUAUACAAUUAUAGACAAAGGAUGGACACCGACGAAAACCGGACUCUGGAGCAUUCCAAACCAACCUACCUUUUCUGACGAUUGGGUACUUCUGAUUCAACGUAUAAAUGAUUUGACCGAACCAAACCUUUAUCGCAUGAAAAAAUAG
Molecule: messenger RNA, 1722 nt
Organism: Adineta ricciae
Lineage: Eukaryota; Metazoa; Rotifera; Eurotatoria; Adinetida; Adinetidae
Source: the annotation of a GenBank genome assembly